GUCGUCUGUCAAGACCAACUCCACACCACAAAAUACAAAAUAUUCCGUCUAAAAUUACUAGAUGUGUCUGUGGUUGUGACUCUGUUUUUUAUGCCAAUCUCACGUGUUUACCAACAUUUCUAUCGACUAGGACGUUAUGAAAUCAACAUAUGAACCAAACUUCUGUACAGGUGACUCCCACGUUUAUUACAAUUCAUAGGUAAACAGUGAAGUGAGACAAUUUAAAGAGUGUGGUUAAAAAAGUGCUGUGAAGUUAGUGAAUCACCAUGUCCUCAUCCUACUCGAUGACUCCGGAAAGCGAUGCAUGGGCCUUACUGGCUUUAAAAUCGGCCCCUGCUAGUCCUUCAAAAGUACAAUGGAGUCCCGAGGUUAAAGGGGAACCGAUUGCUCGAAUAGAAGGUCGCGAGUUUGAAUAUCUAGUCCGGCAGGCUCGGGUAAUUAUAGGUAGGAACAGUUCACGUGGUGAUGUAGAUGUAAAUAUGGGACAUUCUAGUUUUAUUUCGCGAAGGCAUUUAGAAGUUUUUUUCGAACAUCCCUAUUUUUAUAUGCUGUGUAAUGGAAAGAAUGGCGUAUUUAUCGAUGGAGUUUUUCAACGGAAAGGAGCCCCUUCAAUCAAGUUACCCAAGACAUGUACAUUUAGGUUUCCAAGUACAAAUAUACGGUUAUCGUUUCAAUCGUUGAUCGAAGAUAAUUCCGAACCGCCUCCUAAACUUCGAGAUGUAUCACCUAGUAGGAUAAGAGAUCGUUCGGGAGGUGGGAACGCCUCGACGCUUCAUCCUCUCAGAAUCAACAUACCGGAUGGUGUUGAUUAUGGUAGCCCUUUCCCCUCACCAACUGGUACCAUCAGUGCCGCCAAUAGCUGCCCAGCUAGUCCACGAGGCAGUCAUGGAUCCCAUGGUAAUAAUCAUAAUAAAAGAAACGUUCAAGCAGAUCUGCAAAUGGUAGCCCAAUAUGCCGCUCAAGUCGCUCAUCGUGACGAUUCACAUCAUGUUCCUCCAAGCCAUAGUCCUGAUUAUAGACAACCAACUUCAAAUGGAAAUGCCAUGCCUUCUGUCGUUGUUAGCGACACAUACGGUGCAAGUGGGAGCAAUAAAGACGAUUCGAAGCCGCCAUAUUCGUAUGCCCAACUUAUAGUACAAGCCAUUGCAAGCGCAACGGAUAAGCAGCUGACAUUGUCUGGAAUAUACAGUUAUAUAACAAAACAUUACCCUUAUUACCGUACCGCUGAUAAGGGUUGGCAAAAUUCAAUUAGACAUAACCUUAGUCUCAAUAGAUAUUUUAUUAAGGUACCAAGAAGUCAGGAAGAACCCGGAAAAGGUUCGUUUUGGAGAAUUGAUCCUCAGUCUGAGUCGAAACUAAUCGAACAGGCAUUUAGAAGACGAAGGCAAAGGGGCGUUUCAUGUUUCAGAGCUCCAUUUGGAUUGAGUUCCAGAAGCGCACCCGCCUCUCCCUCGCAUGUGAGUAUGUCUGAUAUAAUGACUCCUGAAUCUUUAUCAAGAGAAGGCUCCCCAACCAUGGAACAUCUUGUCGAUAUUAGUCAGUCAGCACCGGGUAGCCCAGGUAAUCCGGUUGCCGCAUAUGCCGGUUCCGGUGGUAUGAUAGGACACCAACAAAUGUCGGCAUUAGUAGGCUCAACUAAAGCUAGGUUAUUGCUACCCCAUCCUAUUGAUAACGUCACUGAAAUUUCUACUUCCAAUGGACAGGAAUAUAAAGAAGAAAAAUACAGCAUUGAAGAAAGUUCGAUGUCUCCAGGAGGUUUUUCAUCACAACCAGUUAUAGUCCAAGCAGCAAACUAUUCUUAUAGCACUGGGAGUUACAGCAAUGCAGGUCUGGAUUUUAAAAGGCACAUUGACGAACAGAGCGUCGAAAGCCCUUCGAGUUCUGGCGAGAAUUUGGACGGUGAGAUUGAAAUCAAAAGACCUAGACUCGAUCAAAUUAAGUUUGAGACGGAAUAAAACUCCUUAUAAUAAAAAAAAACAUCAGCGAUCUUACUGUGCUUUAACUAAAAGUCGAUACCCAUAGAGAUAUGGAAUAAAGUAGAGUCAUCAUCUAUAUGUCAGAGGUGUUUAAUAAUAGUAUUUUCUCUCUUUAGGAAGUUUUUUUUAAUUGUUCCAAAAUGUAAAUUACGAGCAGUGUCUGCUGAAAAUCUGUAAAUAAAACAAAAAUGGUUAUUUCUGAAAUAACUGGACUAUACUUAAGAGUCAUAAAACGACAAAUAUAUCAAUAUAUAUAUAUAAAGUAUGUUAUGUUUUUUAUGAACAAUUUUAUUUGAGUUUCUUAACCUGUAAUGGUGUAAAAAUAUAACUAAUGCACUACCAUCUGACUUCAAGUGGAGUGUAUUGGACAUAUGGGGUGUAAUAUUAUGAGCAGAAUCAAAAUGUAUAUCGAAAACUAUUUUUUGGGGCUUCUUUUGAUUAAAAUAUUUGCUUAAUCUUUUAAUCAUGCGAAAAUGUUUCUACCAAAAUAUUUCAUUUUAAAUAUAGGACUCUCCCUAAUUUUAUCAUUGAAUCCAAUUGUAUUGCAUUACCAUCUCAAUAGAGUUACACAAAUAUUGAGCUAACUAACAUCAGUACCAAUUGUUGGAGUAUAAUUUUUUUAAUUCAUGAAACUUGGGCUAAAUUAUCAAAUUCCAGUAAUUUAUGAUCUGAUUUUCUAAAAAAAAUGUUUCCAUUCAACUUACGUUGUGAUUUAUCACAAUUUAUAUAUAGUAAUAAAGAACAGAUUGUUCAGUUCAAUAAAUGUGAUGGUAGAGUCCACUUCUAUAAGUCAUAAACAACGGAUACGAAUACUUCUAAAAACUUCCGUAUAUAAAUUUUAAAGAAAAUAUCUGCAGUUUUUUUAUAUAUGUUGACUCAGGUCGCCCUGUACAAUUAGAUUGGUGAUGAAAUCACAGUAUAUAUUAGAAAUUGCUCAAAUUUUUCAUUUGUAAUCAGGUGUACCAUUUACACCAAAAAGAAAUAGAAGGAAUUCAAUGGAAAUUUUCUUCUAUAAUAGUUUUCUUGUCUGAAAAUAUCUAUUCGGGGAAUUUCAAAAUUUCACGUUUGUUAUCACAAUAUGCUAUUGGUUUUAAAAAAAAAGUCUUGCAUGUACCAGUAUUAAAUGUAGAAAUAUUUGGCUGUAUGUCGAUUACUUAUUACAUUUAUCAAAAUUGGUUAUACAAUGCAUCCCAUGUUAUUAGAAACAGGAAGGAAAUAGUAGAAACUGUUAUUUAUAAAUAGGAUGUCUCAAAAUGAACGCAGAGUUAAAUUAACAUAUAAAUUAUCAAGCAGAAUCGAAUUUUCGAAUCCGCGAUUGGCUGGUUGAUAAUGUUAUCAAUUCAAUUCUGGUAUAAAUUGAAUAUUCUAAACCAGAAUUUGGUACAAAUAUCACGUGCUCAUAAUAAAAAUUGAGAUAUAUGAAUCUCGUAAUCUUAUAUCUUGAAAUUCUAUAUACAAAAAGUUGAAAUUUAAUGCCAAAUUAAGGGGGUAUUCUGGUCUAGAAGUUUAAAUUUUAGAUAUUUUUGAAACUAACGUAACAUUUUUACUAUCCAAAAAAUCAGAAUUUUAAUAAAUUACAGGCCAGUAAAGUGGGGGAUAAUAAAAAACGGUGCACCCUGGUAGACAUGAUUCCAGCCCUUGUAGUGAUGUAAAACUAAAAAAUUUGAAAAAUUUUUAAUAUAUCGAUAUCGCGUUGACCUUAGUCAAAAAAAUGGCCUCGAUAUGAAAUAUCAGUUUUUUCAUUUUUCCGCUGUUUUUAAAAAUAUUUUUAAAUAUUUUUUUAAAAUCCAAGGCAGACGCGACAGAGAUAUAUACAAAAGAUUUCCACCAAAUUACAGUGGAGUCGGUCGGUUAGACCUCGAGAUAUCAUGUCAACCCCUUCAAAAAAAGUACCGCAAAGUUCUAUACCAUAAGUCAGUAUGAUUUUUAUCACAUUCUUAUAAAUUAAAAUCUUGUUGCCCAUAGUUAAUUUACAUUUUAUUCCUAAUAACCAAUAUAUAAUAUAAUAACGGACUGAAUGAGUUUCUAGUAUUUUUUACCUUAUUUAUAGUGAAUAAUGGACAUUAGGUCAUUUUCAAACUGAAUAUUUUUUGUACAGAUUUAUUUAUAUUUUCCACUUUCUCGUCCAAUCUUCUAAGAGGUUUAAGUGGUGUUAAAGGUGAGUUGGAUCUUCAUGACUUGAUAAAAUGACAGUAUCAUCCGCCAACGUUCCUGUUACAUUAUUUUCUGUCGUGGGGAGAUCUGAUAUAUAUAAUAAAUAAAAAAAAGACCCACUCAAUGCUGUGGUAUCCCAGAUUUAAUCAGAAAUGUGUCAAUUUUAUAACACUGAAUUCAAAUUCUAUAAUCAUAAUGUACAGCUUUUUUAUUUAUUUUUAUAUUUUUUUACGUGAAAUUAUAUAGUUUAAUCUGAAUGUUAACAUAUCGAUAUUUCUUUUUAUACUCAUUUACUUAUCCUCAACAUCUCCUAAUAUAGUGGUAGAAGUAAUAUUUCCGUUUUAUUUGGUUCUAUCAUUUUUUUCAUGUUUAAUCCGUUUCCAGUUCAGUCCUCUUUUUUUCUGAUUGUUUGUUAUUUAUAUAUUAUAUUUCCUCCUGGAUCUGCCUCUUUUUUUAGUUUAUUUCAGUUCCUCAUAUCACCUUAAAUGUUCUAUCCUCAUCUGUACAGGUAAACAGUUCAGCGCGUUAAACAGUGUAAUUGUAAGUGUUUACCUAAACAGUGUGCUGUUCAGUAUGAAUAUUACAACAAUUCUAGAAAUUCCAACUUAGUAACAAUAUUUCAUUUUUCUAGUUUUAAUCUACUGGGAGUACACACAGCAACUACAAUUAAAACAGUUUUCUUAUAGAGAAAUAUUGAUAUAAAAUGUAACCUACAUGUUUUUUUUUAUAUAUUUAGAGUAGUAACUUCAUGGUUCCAGAGAUCUGUAAAGAAGUUUUUAAGUAUAAAUAUCUUUUUGGUAUUAUGCUGACAAGUUUUAUUUCGUUAGCGAAGUUAUAAAUAAAAAAUAUGUAUAUUUAAUCCAGUGAUAAGCUUUUAUUGGAAAUCAUACUUUUGGAUGAUACUAUUCCCCAAAGUACCUGCAGAUGAAAGAUGAAAUUAUCUAAAACGUUACUUUCUAGUGAUUGUAGCCGAUAGACUCUAAUGCAUUACUUGAAUGUAUAAGUCAGUGUAUCAAAUCAGCGACAGAAUGAGGGACUAAAAUUUGCAUCAGUGCAAUGAUUCCCUAAAAGUAGAUAUAUUUUAAUUUUUUUUUUAAAUUUUGUAUAUCAAGAAAGAUCUUUUAGGUUUACCAUGGGACACUUGCUAUUUUUAUAAUUUUUUUAAUUGUAACAACAGAUUUUCGUGGACAGACACUGUAAAACAAUGUUUUUUCGGUUAGACUUUUGUAAUAAUGUUGUUCAGAAAUGUCAAAAAAAGAUAUAAAAAAAGUUAUUGUUUACGAUAUAAAUUUUUGGAAAUUUUCACAGUUGAUAAUAUUUAAAUAUUUUUGUUUUCUAAAUUUAUCAUUAUGUACUUUUUACGUACAUACUUUUUAAUUUGUUGAUUUUUAUUUUAUAUUCUUGGAAAUUAUUGAAUAAAAUGAAUACUGAUGAGUGAGCUUUAUUCUAAA
Messenger RNA from Diorhabda sublineata, 5581 nucleotides. RefSeq names its product forkhead box protein K1 (gene FoxK). The record is from RefSeq and is a predicted model, not a curated record. Lineage: Eukaryota; Metazoa; Arthropoda; Insecta; Coleoptera; Chrysomelidae. Gene Ontology annotation, molecular function: RNA polymerase II cis-regulatory region sequence-specific DNA binding; protein binding; DNA-binding transcription factor activity, RNA polymerase II-specific. Gene Ontology annotation, biological process: regulation of transcription by RNA polymerase II. The transcript is spliced from 8 exons. Bases 267 to 1955 code for a protein of 562 amino acids.